Messenger RNA from Apis mellifera (honey bee), 435 nucleotides. It is a transcript of the gene RpS29, whose product is annotated as 40S ribosomal protein S29. NCBI's taxonomy places the organism in Eukaryota, Metazoa, Arthropoda, Insecta, Hymenoptera, Apidae. Gene Ontology annotation, biological process: translation. Bases 99 to 269 code for a protein of 56 amino acids. Gene Ontology annotation, molecular function: zinc ion binding; structural constituent of ribosome. The transcript has 3 exons. The record is from RefSeq and is a predicted model, not a curated record. Gene Ontology annotation, cellular component: ribosome; cytosolic small ribosomal subunit.
UGGACAUCACAUCUAGUUUAUAUAUUAUCUGUGACUAACAUUGUUUUCGAUCUUUUAGAUUCUUGAAUCGGUGCAGUUAUUAUUUCAAUAAAAAAGAAAUGGGAUUUCAAAAUAUUUGGUAUUCGCAUCCGCGAAAAUAUGGACAAGGAUCUAGAUCCUGUCGUGCUUGCGCAAAUAGACAUGGAUUAAUUCGCAAAUAUGGUUUAAAUAUUUGUCGACAAUGCUUUAGAGAAUAUGCUGCUGAUAUUGGUUUUAAAAAGUUGGAUUAAUAUUGCAACAAUUCCUAAAUUCAUCCAAUGUGAAUCCCAUAUAAUAUAUUAAUUGAUGAAAUUGAUGAAAUUCAAUUUUUAUUGAAUUUACAACAUUAUUUUGAAAAAUUAAAUUAUGUUGUAUUCUAUAUAAUUAUAAUAAUAAAAAUAAUUAUUUUAUGAAAUA